AUGGAUUACAACACGCCAGCCGAAGCACCGCCUGCAGGUCAGGUCUCUAACUUCAUAAAUCCACCUUCCCAACGAACAGCAAUUAUUGUGCUACAAACAAUCUUCCUGUUCCUCUCGCUCUUGGCAGUUUCUGUCCGUGUUUGGGUACGGACGAGUAUCAUCAAACUAUGGGGCGCUGAAGAUACUACCUGUAUCAUUGCAGCAUGCGGCGCUUUUGCUCAUAUGACGCUGUACACCCAAACUCUGCCGCUAGGGAUAGGACGGCACAUGUGGGAUGUACGGGCAAUCAAUCUCAUUGACCCUGCCUCCAACCGUAUACUCGAUGCGGGUGGAAUUACUUUCCCCCUGACUGUCUGCUUCGCGAAAAUCUCGAUCCUCCUUCUUUAUAAGCGUGUGUUCCCGCUGCGCCGUGAAAUAAUCGCAGUUUGGGUUGGUAUAGUUGCUAUUGCGGUGCUAUAUAUCUUUUGCAUCUGCAUAGCAGUCGUCAGUAUGGUGAAAUGCGCAGAAUUAUCACAGCUUGAGAAUUCAUACUGCAAGUUUGAUGCCGGGACAAUGAUCACAAUCCAAUCUGUGAUUAACGUGGUUACCGAUUUCUACGUGUUGCUUCUGCCCAUCCCGCGUCUGGUCAAGCUACAGGUUAGUCGGCGGCGGCGAAUUGGACUUCUGCUGACGUUUAUGAGUGGGCUCGGUGCGUGUGCCACUAGUCUGGCUCGGUUGAUCAACUUCCAGAUUAAUGACAAGUCUGAUGUCUUCUGGGUUACGGGCCGCAAUGCCCAGUUCACGAUCGUUGAGAUGAAUAUCGCCAUCAUUGUCGCGUGCGCAACAUCUUUCCCGAUCUUCUUCGCCCGGAUUCGGUCUCUCGGCUCGUCCUUUUAUACUUCAGCUGUGUCUUUACUUCACAAUACAAAUUCACAGGAGUCUCCCAAGGUCAGUCAGACUGUUGAUAAGCUGCGGAACAACUUAUCUACCAGAAGACCAACAAGUCAGAAUUGGGAAAGACUCAAAAAUGUCAGAACAGAUAGCCGGUCGAACACACAAGAGCUGGAGUUUCUCGCUGACAAUGCUGUUUAA
This is a messenger RNA of Penicillium odoratum, 1071 nucleotides long. Its product is annotated as NAD(P)-binding protein. The transcript has 7 exons. The record is from RefSeq and is a predicted model, not a curated record. The coding region runs from base 1 to 1071 and encodes 356 amino acids. Lineage: Eukaryota; Fungi; Ascomycota; Eurotiomycetes; Eurotiales; Aspergillaceae.